Messenger RNA from Conger conger (European conger), 3929 nucleotides. Its product is annotated as ran-binding protein 3-like. Bases 1227 to 2870 code for a protein of 547 amino acids. Gene Ontology annotation, molecular function: GTPase activator activity. The transcript has 17 exons. The record is from RefSeq and is a predicted model, not a curated record. Gene Ontology annotation, biological process: protein export from nucleus. Gene Ontology annotation, cellular component: cytoplasm; nuclear pore. Lineage: Eukaryota; Metazoa; Chordata; Actinopteri; Anguilliformes; Congridae.
GUAGCAGAAGCUGAAAGAGCUGAACACUAAACAAAAGCGAGAAGAGUCAAGAUAGAACAUUGGACGUUUAGUGAAGAUUACGUGACCUAUGCACUGGAAAAUCUGGUUUAUACUAUCAGAUUAUUGGCGGCGUUGUUAGCCCAGGCUCCCGGCCUUUAGCUAGCCUAAGGAGGCUAAUCUCCAGUGGGGACCCGCUGGGAGGCGCGCCGGGCUGUGCGCUAAUGGCACACCGGCGGUUCUAUUAACCGUAAUAUUAGCCAGCUAGCAAGCAUGGUGGUUACAACAAUAUUAAUCUGGGUCGUUGACUAGCUAACCAUAAACCGACAUGAACUGUUGGCUAGUGUGAUUUUGAAACAAACCAGGGUAAGUUUCUGAACCCGCCCACCCGCGCAGUGCAGACCAGGUGGGGUUCGCGUUAACGAAGCAGAGCUUUCUAGGGAAGUGUUAAUUCUGCCUGGCAGCCACUGGAUCCGGCAAAUCGGUGCACUUCUGCAAACUCUGUUGGCGAGCGAGUCGGGCUAGCACUGGGGCUUGGUUGGAUGAGAUGAAUGUGCUAUAACGUUAACUGUCCUAGCUAAGUACAGCCGGACUUGUUUUUUACGUGGUACUAAAUGUUGCAUGUUCUACCCUUGAUUAAGGUGGCUAAUACAACCAGCAUUGUUCGCUACUUAAACUAGCACAUAGCUUACUAGGUGUAUAACGAAUUGGCUAGCCACUCGCAUUCGAAGAUAUUUGUGAUCAUUUUGCUGGAAAACGAGUUUAGCUACUACCAUGUUGCUAGCAAAGUGUUGGUUAGCUGGUCUGUUGACGGUUGUGAGGCUAGGCGGCUAGCUAAAUAAAGUAGCUGCUUGUCUAGGGCGUUUUAACGAACAGAUGGGGGAUAACCAAAAACAUUGCCCUACUACGCUACCAAGGUUUAGCAACGGUAACAUUGCACUAAAAAUGUUGGUACUAGUUGUCAGCUAACGUUAACUUUGCACAUUGCCGGUUUCUGUAAGUUGCAGUCAAUUGAUGGUCUUGUCUCGUUCGCAGCGCGAGUCGAAGCUAACUAACGUUACACUGCGCCGGAUCAACACUGCAGAAGUUAACCCACCUAGAUAUUUAACGCAAGCUUCCAGGGAGUCAUUACAGUAAUUUGUGUGGAUGUCGAAUUAAUGUUUUGCUGUCUAGUCGGAGCGAUGCGACCAAUCGAAGUCUGACAUCUGAACUUUUGGAUUUGAUGUUAGAUGGCAGGUGGCGUGGUAACGCUAAUCUACAGAAACACGAACCUGUUGUCUUUGUGCGAGUUUGGUGCCGUGGAAAACCCUUUCUCUGAAGCUGGCAAGAGGGCGCCUUUCAGAGAGAAGCCUGCCAUCGCCCCACCAGUGUUUGUGUUCCAGAAAGAAAAAGGUGCAAAGAGGUCUGCUGAUGGGUCCAGUGGGGAGGAUGGAGAAGAUUCUGAUCAGGAGGAUGGGUGCUACUGCCCCCCAGUGAAGAGAGAGCGGACAUCGUCCCAAACGCAGUUCCCCCCCCCGCACUCUGUCUCGAAGAAUAAUGUGUUCCUGCCCGCCAAGUUCUGCCCGUCGCCCACAAGAAACUCAGACUCUGAGCCAGAGGAGAAGACUGUGGGCUUUCGCCUGAAGCCGCCCACCCUGAUCCAUGGCCAGGCUCCCAGUGCAGGCUCUGUUCCAGGUGUGCCGAGUCAGAAGCCCAAGGAGCAGCAGCGCACCGUGCUCCGCCCCGCCCUCCUACAGGCCCCGCCCACAAAGACCCUCACCCAGUCCACAGACCCCAGCUGUGGGACGAACGGUGUGAACAAGGUGUCGGAGGAGCGACCGGUUACCCCGGGCAACAGUGACACGGCAACUGCCGAGGGGGAGGGGACCAUGUCAAAGGACGGUCUCCAGAGAGGCGGGGCUGGCUCCACGACCCCCCCCACAGACUCCUUCGUUUUCGGCCAGAACAUCAAAGACAGAGCAAAGGUAGAAGGCAGUACUGACUGCACGCACGGUGAAGCUGGUUCUCUGACUGCAGACUCUCACUCAGAGGGAAAUUACUUUCUGCAAUACAUCACCCCCCCUAGCUCGCAGUGCGCUGUCAGUAAAGCCCACUCAGAGGCCAAGUUCAUUUUCGGCCAGAACAUGUCCGAGCGAGUCCUGAGCCCCCCAAAAUGUGGUGACUCAACGGCAGAUGACUCUGAGACCCCCGCUGCCCCCCCACCCCAGCUCUCAGCACAGGAGCCCCCCCCUGAGAAAGUGCACAGUGGGGCAGAGUCUCUGGAGGAAUCAGCAGCUGCCUACACCAAGGCCAUGGCCCGACACUGUCUGCUGGAGAAGGUGGAGGUGCUGACUGGGGAGGAAUCUGAGAGUAACGUUCUCCAGAUUCAGUGUAAGCUGUUCGUGUUUGACAAGUCGUGCCAGUCCUGGGUGGAGAGGGGGCGGGGCCUCCUGAGGCUCAAUGACAUGGCAUCCACUGACAACGGAACAUUGCAAUCCAGAUUAGUGAUGCGUACACAGGGCAGUCUCAGGCUGAUCUUGAACACGAAGCUCUGGCCACUGAUGCAGAUGGAGAAGGCCAGCGAGAAGAGCCUCCGCAUCACAGCCAUGGACACCGAGGACCAGGGAGUCAAAGUCUUCCUCAUAUCGGCGAGCUCCAAGGACACGGGGCAGCUGUCCGCAGCGCUGCAUCACCGCAUCCUCGCGCUGCGCAGCCGGGCCGAGCCGGACGUGGAGGCGGAGCCAGCCCCGCCCGCCGCCCCGCCGUCCAAUGAGGACGACAGCGACGAGGACGCCACGCCCCCCACCGCCUCUCCAGCCCCGCCCACAGCCAGCCCCGCCCCGCCCUCAGGCCUGUCGGAGCCCGGUGAUGCCCAGGCCUCGGGGAGCUCAUAGCCCUGCUCUCCCUGCAGGCAGCGGUGCGGCCGCCUCAGCAGGCCCUGCGCCGGGGAGGACCCGGGGAGGACCCGGGGGGGGGGUGCUUUUGUUCUUUGGUUUUUUCACUGCAGAGCGACGGCGCCAUGUUGCGACUGGAAACUCAUCAUAUUGAUGAGUAGGAGGAGCCUCUGGCCCCUCCCCCCUAUGAGCAGGACGAGUUUGCUCCUCCCAUUUAAGGCGUGGCACAUUUGAACUGUUUAAAGCACGGGACCUUUGGCCUCCACCCCUUAGACUGCCAAUCUGGGGCCUGACACUUCCACACCACCCUCCUCCCGUUCUCCCCCCCCUCUUUCUCUCUCUCUCUCUCUCUCUCUCUCUCUCUCUCUCUCCCUCUCUCUCUCCCCCUCUCCCUCUCCCUCUCUCCCCCUCUCCCUCCCUCUCUCUCCCUCUCUCCCCCUCCCUCUCUCUCCCUCUCUCCCCCUCCCUCUCUCUCCCUCUCUCCCCCUCCCUCUCUCUCUCUCUCUCUCUCUCCCUCUCUUGCCCCCCUCUCCCUCUUCCUCCCCCCCUCUCCUGCUCAGCACUGUACCACUGUUCUCCACUGUUACAUUUUUAUUCCGUUUUGCUGAAUAUGUUUAUUAUUAUUUUUGUUUUUUUAAACUGGACACCAGCACCUAACCCUGCCUAUUACACCUACACUGCUCCUGUCUCAGAACUUUGAUAUUAUAAACCAAUAAAGAUGCUCAAAACCCCAGCAGUGCUGAACAGGGUCUGUUCAUGAGAGGAUUACAGACAAUAUCUCACCUGGAGGGUUUCUCUGAGGGGAAGCACAUAGACUUGUAGUCAACUCUGGAUAAUCAACAGACAUUCUCUAAACCCUGCUUUCAAUUCCAGUACCAUUUUUGGGGUGUGGAUUGUGUUGAAACUUAUUUUUUUAUCAAUGCUAUUAUAAGGUUUUUCAUAUUUCAUUUUGUUAUUGAGCACAUGUUGGCGUGGAGUUUGUUUCCUUUGCUGUGUACAUUUCCUCCCUUCUCUGGGUGGGAUGGAACCUUGAGUAAAAAGGCAAUGUUUUUGACAGAA